AUGUCCGCGUCGACUUUCGGGGCUCUGGUCCAACUGGAGAGCCCGCCUGCAAUCACCAACCCUGCAGCCGCAGUGCGCAAGGAUAAGCAAGGCAUUGCGCGCACGCUUUCCGAUUACGAACUUGAAGGCAUCCAUCCACAUGCGGAGGCGUCCAGGCCUCCCACCGGAACACAUACUCCCUUGACGCCCGGUGCAUUCAACGGUGGUCCGCACACCCCGGUGAACCAGGAAACGGUAGACGCCAUUCCAGCGCAGCCAAGCUUAUCCCAGACCAAGUGGCGUGUGCUAAGUGCUUGUCUGAUGAAUCUUGGGAAUGGUUUGAAUGAUAGUGCCCCCGGAGCGUUGAUUCCUUACAUUGAAAAGGACUACGGGAUUGGCUAUGCGAUCGUAUCUCUCAUCUUCGUGACUAACGCUUUGGGUUUCAUCCUGGCGGCUCCUUGCACCCAUGCGCUAGAGGCGAAGCUCGGCCGAUCCAGAGCUUAUGCCUUGUCCAUGGGCUUGCUCGCGACCGGAUAUGUGGUCAUCAUUUGCAAGCCACCGUUCCCCGCAAUUGUCGCCAGUUUCUUCCCUCUGGGCUUUGGCAUGGCGCUGAACCUGGCCCUUAACAAUGUAUUUUGCGCCAAUCUGGUCAACGGCACCGCCGCAUUGGGCUUUCUGCAUGGCAGCUACGGGAUCGGGGGCAUUAUGGGCCCGCUCUUAGCAACGGCCAUGGCGUCGAAUGGUAUCCGAUGGUCCCUCUACUACUGCAUCAAUCUCUCCAUCUCGGUCAUCAACCUCGCAAUUGGUGCAUGGACGUUUCGCGGGUAUGAGAAGGACCUGCCCGCACAGUUACUCCAUGCACUCCAGCAGACAGCCUCCCGGCAAGACUACCGGGCUCCUAACAAGAAGCAGCUGCUCAAGCAAGCCGUCAAAAACAAGACCACGUUGCUGGGCGCACUGUUCAUCUUUGCCUACCAGGGUGCGGAGGUGUCCGUCUCCGGAUGGGUGGUCUCGUUUCUGAUCAGCUAUCGGAACGGCGACCCGUCGCGGGUCGGGUACGUGAGCGCCGGCUUUUGGGCCGGCAUCACCGUGGGGCGAUUCGUGCUGUCGCAUCCUGCCCACCUCCUCGGCGAGAAGUUCGCCGUCGUGAUCCUGGUCGUCGGGUCCGCGGCGUUUCAGCUCAUGACCUGGCUGAUCCCCAACGUGGUUGGGGACGCCGUCGCCGUGGCGGUCGUCGGCCUCCUGCUCGGGCCCGUGUACCCGUGUGCCACGACGGUGUUCACGAAGCUGCUCCCUCGCGCGGUGCAGGUGUCGAGUUUGAGUUUUAUCAGCGCAAUGGGGUCUAGCGGGGGUGCGGUCUCGCCUUUUUUCACGGGUUUGCUCGCUCAGAAGGUGGGGACGUUCGUGCUGCAUCCGAUCUGCAUUGGACUGUAUGGCGUAAUGCUGAUGGGGUGGGCCUGUCUGCCCAAGAUCUCGAAGAGGUCGGAAUAA
Molecule: messenger RNA, 1470 nt
Organism: Aspergillus terreus NIH2624
Lineage: Eukaryota; Fungi; Ascomycota; Eurotiomycetes; Eurotiales; Aspergillaceae
Product: putative MFS efflux transporter
Exons: 1
Coding region: 1-1470 (489 amino acids)
Biological process (GO): transmembrane transport
Cellular component (GO): membrane
Molecular function (GO): transmembrane transporter activity
Source: RefSeq, a predicted model, not a curated record